AUGGACAAUACCUCCAAUUUCCCAUCUCUUCACCCUCCUUUUGGUUCUUUUUCGGCCGUCAUAGAGGUAGAUUAUGGCAAUAUGAGGUCCUAUCAUCUGAUGAUAGUUAUUUUCUAUGGUGUCGGUUUAAACAAAGCCGUGACUUGCUGUCAGAAAACGUUUUGUCAUACUGACAAUAAUUACCGUCCACUUACAACGAAGCUCCAGUUUGAAGACGCCUAUUACGAACUCUACGAUUCGCGCAAUAGCAAACGCAGCGAGCAUGGCCUUCAGCUACCACUGCUGCCGGACCUCUGGGAUGUCACAGAAUGA
Molecule: messenger RNA, 312 nt
Organism: Mesocestoides corti
Lineage: Eukaryota; Metazoa; Platyhelminthes; Cestoda; Cyclophyllidea; Mesocestoididae
Source: the annotation of a GenBank genome assembly